AUGUCCAGGUCGAAACCAAACAUCCUUGUGACCGGUACACCUGGCGUGGGAAAGACGACAUUUUGUGAGGCAUUGGCCGGCUCCACCGAGCUAGAGCAUUUGGAGGUCAGCAAAAUGGUUCGGGAGAAGAGGUUGUACAAAGAAUGGGACGAUGAAUUGGACUGCAGUAUCUUCGACGAAGAGAUGGUCUUCGAUGCUCUGGAGCCGUUGCUGGAGGAAGGAGGCCGCCUGGUCGACUUCCACUCCUCGGCGUUCUUGGAUGAGGGCUUGCUGGACCUCGUUGUAGUGCUGCGUGCAGAUACUAGUACUUUGUACGACCGCCUUGAACGAAGACAUUAUCCUGAAAGCAAAGUGAAGCAGAACGUCGAGGCAGAGAUCUUUCAGACCUGUCUGGAUGAAGCCCGUGAGGCGUUUGAAGAUACGGAUCUGAAGAUCUGGGAACUGCCGAACGACACCGAGGAGCACAUGCAGGAGGCUUUAGAGCGCGUGCAGGAGUUUGUGCAGAGCUACCUGCCGGGGUGA
Messenger RNA from Symbiodinium natans, 522 nucleotides. NCBI's taxonomy places the organism in Eukaryota, Dinophyceae, Suessiales, Symbiodiniaceae. The record is from the annotation of a GenBank genome assembly.